AUGUUACACGAUCUUCCACUUGAGCUGACAGACCGUAUCAUCGACUACCUAUCCGACGACCACGCCUCUCUACGCAGCUGCUCCCUCACAUCGCACGCAUGGCUCCCGCGCAGCCGUUUUCACCUCUUUAGCAACAUGCACGUAGAAGAGAAUGAACGGCUCGGAUCCCUCGUAGAUGUCUCUUACUCAAACGGUGCACCUCCGCUCGACUUAGUGCGCUCGUUGACAUUCAAAGGGAUCUAUUGGAAUCCCCCGUGGACGGGUCGGCUGGCUGAUAUUUUCGGCAACAGCUCCUCAUCCCUACAGGCAUUCAUUGCUCAGCAGACCGAAUCUCGCUAUGCUGGCAUUCUCGUAUCCACCUUGAGGCAGUUCAGGAAUGUCACUCGACUCGAUCUCUCCGGGUGCACCUUCCGCAAUCUUGAGAUGUUCAGAGAUAUCAUAUCGGCAUUCCCCCUCUUGAGACGCCUCUGUUUGCAAUGCGUACUCAUGUGGGACCGUGUAUCUCCUUCCGAUGAUGAAGUAGAGUCGGAUUACCCUCUCAGCCGCCCGUGGACGUCUUGCCCGCCACUCACGCAUAUCUCGCUCGUCAGCCGCAUGCGGUCCAUGUGGUCCGUCUACCAAUACAUCGUUUCUACGACAUCUCCGCAGUCCGUCCGCUCGUUAGAGCUAGCGGUACCUCGGUCGGGGUUGGAUUACGCGGGAAGUUCAAUUGAAGUUGUCGCUCCCCAUCUGGAGCGUUUGAAGGUGGAACCCGAGGAGGAAUUUAUUCUUGCUGAAUGGCGCCUCCUCAACCUGAACAACUGCAGCGCACUGCGCACGUUCUCUAUGGCAAACACGGGUGGCGUGCCGUUAGCAGAGAUACUGCGCUUUCUCUCCCCCUGCUGCCGUGUGCGCGUCUUAUAUUUACGCCUGCACGCCAUCGAAGAAAGGUGGGAGGACUUGCGCGAGGUGGUGACGUCGGAGCAGUUCUCUGAGCUGCGGGAGGUCACGAUGACGCUGGGGGACGUCUACGAAUCACCGGGUUCUUCCAUCCAGUGUGUCAACGAAUUUGCAGAGUUUUUGGAGAGGCGGGGAGUCCGGACUGCAGUGGUCGGUCGAGAAUCUCGUUUUCUCCGUAGUUCGAACACACUUGGUAUAUAG
Messenger RNA from Sparassis crispa, 1140 nucleotides. RefSeq lists its product as hypothetical. The coding region runs from base 1 to 1140 and encodes 379 amino acids. The record is from RefSeq and is a predicted model, not a curated record. The transcript is spliced from 2 exons. Lineage: Eukaryota; Fungi; Basidiomycota; Agaricomycetes; Polyporales; Sparassidaceae.